CGGGGGAUUUCUAAAAAUUUCUCUCUUGAACGGGAGAAGGGGAGCUCGUCGAUUAAGCUCAGCUACCACUAUAAAAGUGGCAACUAUGCUGGUGGCCAAGCAGUACCGCUGUACACACUCAGCAGCCUGUGUAUGCACAAAGGGUCAUUUGAGUGAGGAUGCAAUUUUCUUGGUAUUUCAGCACCUCAACUGGAACCCUAGGUUAAUUGCAACAUUAUCUUGUGCCUGCAAAUGGUUUGACGAAAUUGCCAAGCAUGUGUUGUGGAAAGAAUUCUGCCGUACCAGGGCCCCUAAAAUGAUGCUAGAUCUGCAGUCCAGUGGAAGUCAUAGUAUUGAUGGGAAUUGGGAAGCACUUGCGAAACUUCUCAUUUACUGCUCAGGAUGUACUAAGGGGGGUCUAGGACUUCUAUUUAACAGGAUUCAUAUCCCAGGUCACUUUGUCUAUAGGACACGGUUCUCUAGGACUUCUGGCAAUAGUUUUCUUAUUCCACAGUGCAGAACCGAUGUCUUGUACGUAUCAGAUCCCUGUGAGCAUCUUGAUCAAGGAGAAGAGGGCGAUGUUGGGUUUUUUCGUGGUAUCUUCAAGUCCUUCUCCACUUCAAAAGUUAGGAAAAUGCUGAUAGAUAGGCGAGCCAAGCUCCAUCCAACAGAGGUUUGUCCGUAUUGCAAGGCAAAGCUGUGGAGCAUGCUUCAGGCGAAGAUGAUACCCAUGAGUGCGUGCACCAGGUUGGGUUCCUUUGAUGAUUGCAUAGAAUACUAUGUAUGCCUUAAUGGGCAUAUGUUUGGGAUCUGCACUCUCUUACCACUCUCUGAUUCCGAAGGUGCAUCAGAAUUGGAGUGAUGUUGGAAACAUGAGGAAGGUUGUGAACUUUUGAAGCUACUGCAGAGAAACUGGUGGUGUACCUUUACUUUCUCAUGUAAUGGGUACAUAAGACUAUAUGUCCAGAAGUUCUAUAUUUGGUGUAGGAGCACAUGGGAACUUGUCUGUGGGUAUAUCCCUCAACCUCAGGUGUUUUAGGUGCCGUCUCAGUCCUUGGGAUCUGGCCAUGUUAAUACUUGUACUGCUUUCCUUGUAUGAAUAUGUGAACUAUCACUUGUAGUUUAAUAUCUCGAGUCCGAGGCGUAUCACUUGGUAUAUAUGGUUCGUUUUUCGUUCUAACGCUCUCCCUAUGUUGAGUUAAAUGCAUGCGCACAUUCUUCUUCUUGUUGA
Messenger RNA from Asparagus officinalis (garden asparagus), 1210 nucleotides. Its product is annotated as EID1-like F-box protein 2. The coding region runs from base 86 to 841 and encodes 251 amino acids. The transcript has 3 exons. NCBI's taxonomy places the organism in Eukaryota, Viridiplantae, Streptophyta, Magnoliopsida, Asparagales, Asparagaceae. Gene Ontology annotation, molecular function: protein binding. The record is from RefSeq and is a predicted model, not a curated record.